Ipomoea triloba (trilobed morning glory) is the source of this 1029-nucleotide messenger RNA. RefSeq lists its product as uncharacterized. The record is from RefSeq and is a predicted model, not a curated record. The coding region runs from base 1 to 1029 and encodes 342 amino acids. NCBI's taxonomy places the organism in Eukaryota, Viridiplantae, Streptophyta, Magnoliopsida, Solanales, Convolvulaceae. The transcript has 2 exons.
AUGGGGGUGUCCGAGGCUGUGAUGUGCUGGGCGUUUUACUCAACAUUGACCGGAAGAGCGGCAGAGUGGUUCCGUACUUUGGAGCCGGGUUCCAUUUCGAAUUUCCGGGACUUAGCCCGGAGGUUUGUUGAUCGUUUCGCUAUGUCCAAGACCGUGAAGAAGCAUUUCUUGCAUUUGGAAAACGCCAAACAGUUAGAUGGUGAACCGCUCUCCGUAUUUAUCGAACGAUGGAAUAAGGAGAUGGCGGAGAUCGAGCCAGUCGAUGAUGUCACCGCUACUAAUCUGCUGCUGAACUCCUUGAGGGCGGGGAACUUGUAUCAGGAUCUUAUUCUCCGGCCCUCCUCCUGUUACGAGGGCGCCGUGCGCAGGGUGGUCGCUCACGCCACCGCCACAGAGGCGAACUCUGCCAAAAGAAUGAUGGAGACAGGGGGGCCGAGGAGGGAUCAAGGUCAGCGAGAUUGGCGUCCGAACAACCCGCGACAAAAGGAUCGUGACGAAAACCCGGUCUACACUCCGCUCAACAGACCGGUUGCUGAAGUUCUACAGUUUGCACAGAACUGCCACUUAAUCCAGUUGCCCGCUCCGACCGGAGAGUUGGCUCAGUUCGCCGAAAAGAAGAAAAAAAACUGGCGAGGGUGGAGAAAGUACUUCAAAAAAGACAAGGAUAAGAAAGACAAAGACCCCGACCUGGACAGGGAACCCCCGGCAGCCGCACAGAAGCAGGUGAUACAUGUUAUCUUCGGAGGCCCAGGAGGCGGAGACACAGCCGGAGAACGCCGUAAUUGGGCCAGGGACCUGCACGUCGGCCUGGUCGAAGAAACCGCCCCUGAGGAAAGGAUGAAAAUAGAGCCCAUCGUGUUCACCGACCGCGAUCUACCGAACAGCCCCGACUGCUCGACCGAAGCGUUGGUGGUAACUAUCGACAUUAACGACUGCUCGACCGAAGCGUUGGUGGUAACUAUCGACAUUAACGGCGUGGACGUCGAAGCGUUGGUGGUAACUAUCGACAUUAACGGCGUGGACGUCUAG